Molecule: messenger RNA, 1696 nt
Organism: Aspergillus sclerotioniger CBS 115572
Lineage: Eukaryota; Fungi; Ascomycota; Eurotiomycetes; Eurotiales; Aspergillaceae
Exons: 1
Coding region: 242-1558 (438 amino acids)
Molecular function (GO): protein binding
Source: RefSeq, a predicted model, not a curated record
CCUCGAUGUAAUUACCAGUUGCAAUAGUUUGGAAUCCCCUCUCUGAUGGUUGUUCCUUUGACUAUCUUUUUCUCCGUCAUCUCACCAUUCUUAUCCUGAACCCACCAAGGCUCCAAGCUAAGAACCACUGCAGCCUGGUUCAGCUCGGCUAAAAUGGAACCUAGACUGAGAAUAAAAUCUUCGUUUGCCUGUUCCUUCACCUACUCACCAUCCUGACCCCCUUCAUCCGCUCAUUGACGAGAUGAAUCGCCUUCCAGACGAGAUUCUCCUCCUUAUCGUUGACAAUAUAUACCUGCACAGAGACAAACGCAAUUUUCUCCUGGUUUGUCGCCGCUGGCGCUCGGUCCUUUACAAAUCAGUCAACCGCAAUGUUUGGAUCAACGGAGGAUGCAUUCGCCCUCUUGUGCUGGCAAUUCAUGACAAUCCUGCCUUAGGAUCCGCUAUCCAAAGUUUGAGGCUGCAUUGGUGGUCUUCCUACACGAGGAAGGCGGAGAACCACGACAUAACCCCUGUCAUACCACUUGUGGCGCAGAUAAGCCAAUCUGAGGAGGAAACCAAAGAAUGGGAGGAAGCACUGAAGGAGGGUAACCAAGACGCAUGGCUUGGUUUACUUCUGUUAUCCCUGGAGAACCUCAUCGAGUUGGACAUGCAUUAUACAUGGAACCCAAUUUUCCUCCGCCGAGUCAUAUCACGCGCCGCAAUGCGCGAGUAUCCACUGGACACCAAGCCAGUUUUGCAACGACUAGAGGCCUUUUAUGUCGAUGCCAGCGAUGACAAUAAGGCCUACUUUCCCAGCGUCGAAUUUCUUCCUUUCUUCCGUCUUCCGUCUAUGCGGACUGUAUCGCUGGACUCGGUGGUCGAGUCCUUACAUAGGGAAAUCGACCAUCCGGCUUUCAAAGCUUCCAGGGGCACCUCUCCAAUCGUCUCUCUGGCAUUCGAUAGACAUUCGAACGGCAGCAAAGGCAUGGCGGAGUUCAUCACAUCCUGUGCGAAUCUUGAGCAAUUCGAAUACUCGCACUCAAAUCAGGCGAUCUGGGGAGAGCAAUACAUUAGCUUCCGCCCUAGGGCGUUUUACACGGCACUUUGCUCGCAGAAGCACAGUUUACAGGUAAUUCACUUGGAUGACACAGAUGAACUCACAGGAGCCGAAUCUGACGAGGAAGACCCUAACGACCUUCCUGAUAACUGGCUUGGGUCAUUCGCGGAUUUCAAUAAGCUCUGGGAUCUUCAAGUUUCGGUGGCCAAUCUUUUGAAUUUCCACAAGAGUGAUCAGGUGCCGAGAGUUUCAUCGCUCAAGGAGAUCCUGCCGCGCAGUCUGAAACGACUUCACUUGGGAAGGUUCCAAAUUUCCCAGUUGGAUCUGGUUCGUUCUAAUCUGCUGGAGGUGGUGGCCUGUCGGGAGGAGUUUCCGCACCUUGAGCAGCUGGAAUUAGAGACAGGAUUUAAGCAGCUUAUCCAGCAGGAAUCGGGUCCUCCGUUGACUAUCAAACAAGCACUUGCGCCACUUAUAGAUGCUUGUGAGGAUGUUGGCAUCAAGAUGACCAUCGUCCGCUGGUGAUCAUAGAGAUAUAAUGUAUCAUACACGUUUUCGAACUUUCUGUUCAAGCCAUUCAUACCAUGAUUCAUGUUCGCACAAAACCAUAUCUUCAAUUUACAUGUCACCGGUAAUACCACUACAUGUCUAAUACCUGUGACG